AUGAAGCUAAAAGAGAUCGAUCGCACUGCAAUGCAGACUUGGAGCCCCUCUCAACAGCAUCCUAUAUAUCUCGCAACGGGAACUUCUGCUCAGCAGCUAGAUGCCACUUUUAGCACAAAUGCCUCUUUGGAGAUCCUUUGAACUAGAUUUGGAUGACCCUUCACUGGACAUGAAAUCAUGUGCUACAUUUGCAUCUUCUCACAGGUAUCAUAAGCUAAUUUGGGGACCGCACAGGAUAAAAUCAGAUUGCAGUAUUUCAGGAGUUAUUAUCGCUGGAGGAGAAAAUGGAAAUGUAAUUCUUUACGACCCAGCUCAAAUUAUGGCUGGUGAUGACGAUGUGGUGAUUGCACAGCAAGAUAAACAUACAGGACCAGUCAGAGCGUUGGAUGUAAACCCCUUUCAGACAAACCUUGUAGCAUCGGGUGCCAAUGAAUCUGAAAUCUACAUUUGGGAUUUGAAUAACUUUGCUGUUCCUAUGACACCAGGAGCUAAAAGUCAGCCUCCAGAAGACAUAGGUUGUAUCGCAUGGAACAGACAAGUUCAGCAUAUUCUGGCUUCUACAAGCCCCAGUGGUCGGGCCACUGUGUGGGAUCUCAGGAAGAAUGAACCAAUUUUAAAAGUCAGCGACCACAGCAACAGGAUGCAUUGUUCUGGCAUGGCAUGGAACCCUGAUGUUGCUACUCAAAUGAUUUUAUCAUCAGAGGACGACCGGCUACCUGUCAUUCAAAUGUGGGAUCUCAGAUUUGCUUCUUCUCCAUUAAGGGUGAUGGAAAAUCAUACAAGGGGCAUUUUGGCUAUUGCUUGGAGUGUAGCAGACCCAGAACUGUUGCUGAGCUCUGGAAAGGAUUCAAAAAUACUUUGCUCGGAUCCUAAUACCGGGGAGAUUUUAUAUGAACUGCCAACAAAUACUCAGUGGUGUUUCGAUAUCCAGUGGUGUCCCCGUAACCCAGCUGUGCUCUCUGCUGCUUCUUUUGAUGGCCGCAUUAGUGUUUAUUCCAUUAUGGGUGGAAGCAAUGACAAUCUGAGCCAGAAGCAGGUAGAUAAGCUUUCUUCAUCAUUUGGAAACUUGGAUCCAUUUGGCACAGGGCAGCCUCUUCCUCCUUUGCAGCUCCCUCAGCAGACCACUCAGCAAAGUACUGUGCUGCCUUUAAAGAAACCUCCUAAGUGGCUGCGCCGGCCUGUCGGAGCUUCAUUUUCUUUUGGUGGUAAGCUGGUAACGUUUGAGGCAGAGAAAACUCAGCCAACGCAACAGCAUCCACAAGCUCAACACUUCAAUGUCUAUGUCAGUCAGGUGGUGACAGAACAGGAGUUCCUCAGCCGCUCUAACAAGUUACAGGAUGUGGUCAGUACUGGUGCCUUUCUAGAGUACUGCCAAAGAAGAUCGAUGAAGCCAAAAAUGCCUUUGAAAAAAAUGUGUGGUCCUUCCUAAAGGUGAACUUUGAGGAUGAUUCCCGUGGCAAGUACUUGGAACUUUUGGGAUUCAGAAAGGAAGAUCUUGGAGCAAAGAUUGCUUCAGUUCUAAGCAACACAGAUGGAGCACAAGAGGCUGAGAGAAACUCUGACCAGGCUGUAGAGAGUGAUGAGGAAGGAAGUGAACCUACUGAAGAGCUGAGCCUGGGGGAGAAUCUCAGUGUCAGUAAAGCAGAUGUUGGGGACACCAUUCCAUCUGGUGAGACCUUCAGUAUAUCCGUGAGCGGAGAUGUGGAUGGACUCAUCACUCAAGCUCUGUUAACCGGUAACUUUGAAAGUGCAGUUGACCUCUGCCUGCACGAUAACCGCAUGGCAGAUGCUAUAAUACUGGCUAUUGCUGGUGGCCCUGAUCUGCUAGCUAAAACACAAAAGAAGUACUUUGCCAGAACACAAAGCAAAAUAACUAGGCUGAUAACUGCUGUAGUUACUAAGAACUGGAGUGAUAUUGUGCAGUCGUGUGAUCUCAAAAACUGGAGAGAGGCUUUGGCUGCAGUGUUGACCUAUGCGAGACCUGAAGAAUUUGUCUUUUUAUGUGAUCUUUUGGGCUCUCGACUUGAGAGUUUUUUGAAAGAGGGUGAUGUUUCUCUCCAAGCACAAGCUUGUCUGUGCUACAUAUGUGCUGGAAAUGUAGAGAAACUUGUCACCUGCUGGACCAGGGCCCAAGAUGGUGCAAGUCCCCUUUCUCUGCAGGAUCUUAUAGAAAAAGUGGUCAUCCUACGCAAAUCUGUGCAAAUCAUGCAGGCUGUGGACACGCAAGAUGUUGGCGUUCUGCUGGCAGAGAAGAUGAGUCAGUAUGCCAACCUGCUAGCAGCUCAAGGCAGCCUUGCUGCUGCUAUUGCAUUCUUACCCAACAAUACAAACCAGCUAAAUAUUGUGCAGUUACGGGACAGACUGGCACGAGCACAAGGGGAAGGUGGCACAACCACCCCUGGAAAUGUUGCAUCUCACGGAGGACCAGCUACAUUACCACAUCGCCUGACAACAAAUACAAAACAUACAGCUGACAACCAGUACUACCCACAGAGAGAAAGUGUUCCACAGCCUGGAUUUAAUCUGCCAGGAAUCAUGUAUCCAUCUCAACCAACACCUGCAGGACCCCCUCCAGAUUCGAACAUCAAUCCAUACAACAUGGGCUCACAAAUGGGACCACGGCAACCCUAUCCACAGACCUAUCCUCAGCCACAGCACUAUUCCUUUAAUCGUGGGGGACAAGCUCUCUAUCAGCCCCAGCAACCUGCCUCGAUCCAGUCUGCUUCUCCCUACCAUAGUUCUCCUUACAGCUCAUCUUCUCACUCUACUCCUCAGCUCCCCUAUCCUGUGCAGCCUCAGCCCUCUCAAGUGUCAUCUUCUCCUUCUCCUUCUUUUCAUACUUCUGGAGCAUCCUUCCAGCAUGGCGGACCUGGGGCUCCAGCUGUCAAUGCACCUUAUGCAAUGCCUCCUCCUGGACCUACAGGGCCACUGAAUGGAUGGAAUGAUCCCCCUGCCCUGACCAAAACUGGAAAGAAAAAGGUUCUGGAUAACUACAUGCCACUUCCCCCAAUAACAGCUCCCAUUAUGAACCCCUUGGCAGACCCACGAUCUCAGCAGCAAGUUCCAGUUCCUGACACUUCAGUUCCCUAUCAACCUUCUCAGAUGCCUCGUGGCCAACCAGGAGUACAAAGCACUUUCUCUGCUGUGCCACCCCCCACUGGACAACCUGGGGUGCACUUUGAUCCUUCAAAACCUAGUACUGAGGGAGCUCCUGGUGCACCAAUUGGGAACACCAUACAGACAAUGCAUACCCUCCCCACUGAAAAGAUCACCAAGAACCCAAUCCCUGAGGAACAUCUUAUUUUGAAAACUACAUUUGAGGCUCUGAUCCAAAGAUGUUUGUCCUCUGCCAUCGACCCACAAACCAAAAGGAAGUUGGAUGAUGCAAAUAAGAGGCUGGAGUCUCUGUAUGACAAGCUCAGAGAACAAACUCUAUCCCCUGCAAUAAUUGCAGGUUUACAUAGCAUUGCCAGAAGUAUUGAGUCACGCAACUACACAGAGGGACUCAACAUCCAUACCCACAUAGUGAGCACCAGUAACUUCAGCGAGACGUCUGCCUUUAUGCCAGUACUCAAAGUAGUCCUAACCCAAGCCAAUAAGCUCGGAGUGUGA
Staurois parvus is the source of this 3612-nucleotide messenger RNA. The record is from the annotation of a GenBank genome assembly. NCBI's taxonomy places the organism in Eukaryota, Metazoa, Chordata, Amphibia, Anura, Ranidae.